UUAAUAAGAAAUAAAAGUUAAUAUGAGUGGAACAUUUUAAUUUUAACAGAUUAACCAGUAAAGAAGACCACACCAAUAUGGCCAGUGAAGAGCUAGAAGAGGGUGGAUAUAGUUUAAAUAACCACAGCGCAGCCAGUGAAGAAAUUUCUAAAUAUUUUACAGGCACACAUGAAGUACAGGAAUGCAUUGAAGGUCAAGGUGAGGUAGAUCUACACACCCACCUGGCAAACUGUAAGAAAAACCCUGGCCAUAAAAAUUUUGUCCCUGUAAAUGAGUUAACCAUUGAACAUUUUCCUCCUAGUUUCCAUGACGACCUCCUGCUAGGCCUCACAAAAGUUGUAGCUGACCUAACUGUCAGGAUAGCGGUUCAGUUCACCAGUCUAGGCAGACCUGAGUUCUUACCGGGCACUUCAGAUCCAUAUCCUUGCUACAACAACAGGGGAAAGAACUCGAUGAGAACAGGAACGGGGAAGGUGUGGCAGGUGAUCAAACACACACAAGAAAGAAAGGACAGGACUUGCCCAUGUCCUGAAUGUGUUAACUCGGACACACCCAGUAAAGUCUGGUGGGGGGUUCACGUGCAAACGGCCAAACAUGUAGUUUAUGAUUCAAGUGAGGUGAUACAGUCAAGCUGUAGAUUAUGGUUUGAUGAUGAUACAAGUCCAGUGGUCAACAUAUAUGGGUGGAAGAUGGAGGAUGGGGUCACUGCAUGGGACUUGAGUCUUUUAACUUAUGUGACACAUGACUUAGAGGUAGGUGACAAGCUGGGGCUGAUGAAGAGAUGGCAAGUUGCUCUAUGGAGGAAAGUAAAUCUUCUUCUUCUUCGUUCUUAAUUAUUAGUGUUGAAGGGGAUCGAGAUUUAUCUGCCAGUGGGUUUGAGGCUUUUUUGUUCGAAUUUAUCAACCAUGAGCUUUUUGCCGACUCGACCACACCUCCAACACAAUUAAGCGUUACGUGUCAACUGGUUAUGCGCCAUUGAGGCCAUUGACUCCGAUUUCAGCCUGCUUUUCUUUUUGGAUUUGCUUCCAUAGCCUUUGUCCAACCAAGAACAAACUACAAGGCAGCAGUUGUUUAAUUUUGGAGUUGUCUCUCCUAGAAGAGUGGCUGUCCCCAGCUAACGAGCCUCAUCUGCCCGAGGGUUCGAACUCGAGACUUUUCGGUUUAGCAACCAUGAGCUUUACCGACUCGACCACGCCGUCCCCGGAAAGUAAAUGACAAAUACACAAUUCAUAGAGAUGUACACAAGCUAACCAUUAUAGUGUCACAUCCUCAUGGCUGUUCAAAGCACGUCUCUGUAGGUCGCUGGGUCCAUAGACAAGAGGUGGAUGGUAACUGGACAAGGUACACAUACACAACUUGUACCUGUCCAGGUAGCAGUGGGGCUCUGGUCUACAGAGUGGGGUGUUUUGUGUCUGAGCAUCCUCACAGUGGAGUUAACUCUGAUGGAUUAAACUAUAGUGGUGUGUGGACAGACUAAGAACACUUGUAGUGUUGUAGUGGUCAUAGUUACUUUAGUUAAUGCUAUUAAAAAGUUUUAAAUCUAUUUUAACCCCUCAAAUUCGGCAUAAUUUUUGUCAAAGUUUAUGCAUUAUCUUACUUUUAUGAUUAAAAAUCAUCACAGCAAUGACUUCAUAGGCAUUGUAACAAUCCAUUUUUACCCCUAAGCGAUUUAUUUUUUAAUUAUACAGCCUUUUUGAGUGGUUUCCUGUGUUUUUCAGUAUAGAGUGUAUUAAUCCCAAACCCCAGUAUGGUCAUGGUUUGCUAUCUAAUCUUUUUAAGUCCUAUGAUAUAUUUAGUAACCGCAACUGAUUGGCAGCCUAGUCCAUUCCUUGAUGUCCUGCAUCCAAUUUGUGUGUGCUUAUAUGUGCAGAAAUAAAUAUCCUUUAAUUUUUCAUAAUUAAAAAUUUAAUCUUCAAAAAUAUCAAAGGCCACCAAAUUCUUCACAGCAAAUGUCAACAAUCCAUGGAUAUUGUUAUGUUCAAUUUUUGAAAAUGUGUUGUGAAUGUAACUCAAUAUUUUUCAAGUGCAAUCUUCUGAUUAUACUAGUGUGUUUUAAACAAGUUAAUCAACAGGGUAUUUAAAUACAUACAGUGAAGAAACUGAUAAAAUUAUGUUUCUACAUCUAUACAUUUUUUUUUAGCAAUUAUUCAAUUUACAUUUUGUCAAUUCCCUACAUAAUUUUGUCAAAAUGUGAGAUUAUUAUAAAUACCAGGUGGUGGUAUUGACUUUUGCCUUUUUUAUUCUGAUAAAAAUGAAACUGAAUAAUUUCUGUGAUUUUAUGUUAACAUUAUGUGUGUGAGCUGAAGUGAAAUAUUUGACAGAAAUAAAAUACUGUGUAACGUAACUUUCAACUGUUUGAGGUGUAUGAUCAAUGUAGGUGUCUACAAUCUUAGAUUCUUGAGUUUCUGAUUUAACAGCAUUAAAAAAGACUUGUAUAAAAUCACUUUGAGUACAACAUGCAUUAGCCCUAGUAAAAGAUGUAAAAUAAUUUGGCAGAUAUUGAUAUGUGGUAACAAGAUAUCUGUAUCUUAAGCUUGCUUACAGUAGUUAACACAUUCUACAUUUUGGUACAGAUGCCUUAAGCAUUAACUAAUUACUGAA
This is a messenger RNA of Physella acuta, 2601 nucleotides long. RefSeq lists its product as uncharacterized. Lineage: Eukaryota; Metazoa; Mollusca; Gastropoda; Physidae. The record is from RefSeq and is a predicted model, not a curated record.